CGCUUGUGCCCAACCCGAGAGGGCGCCCUUGCUAUUGGUGAUUGUAAACAACAUGGCGGCAGAUUACAUGCGACAGAAAUUGACUUCGUUUUCGGAGGCAAUUUUCCCCGGUAGACCUUUACGAGACAACCGUCAGCAUCAUGCCAUAAGACCGGGGAAUGAACUGGUGUCCAACUUGCCUCUACAGAUGGCUCUGUACUUCAACGUAUUCUUCUUUCCAUUUUGGCUCAUCUGUUCAGCCAUACUGCUGCAACUCAAGUUUUACCACCUGGAUGAGAUAUUUCGGUUUGUGUGUGUGACUGUCUAUGUGGUGAUGGGCGGCACAGAGAUCAUGAGACUCUAUCUGGGAUAUCUGGGAAAUCUGCAGGAACGGGUUCCUGAGCUAGCAGGCUUCUGGCUCCUCACUCUCAUCCUUCAGUUCCCUCUCAUCAUCUUCCUCAUCGCUGUGGAGCGAGCCAUGCCGGUCCCCGUCGAACGUGCCGUCCACUUGGUCCAACUCGCCUUCAUUGUCUUUGAGAUCGUCUGCGGCUUUCUGGCCUUGAGAAUCAUGACCCAGCACCAGAUCAUGAAGUUUCAUCUACAGGACUUUGACACCAUAUUUGACCUGGAGGAAGGCCAUCAUGAAGUCAUGAGCCGGUACACGCCGUUGGCAUGACGACCGCAUCCAGAUGGCGUUAGAUUGCAUUACGUGUGUACAUAGUUGUUGUCGUUGUUUAUGAGUACAUGGGGCUCAAGAAUGUAGCUUCAACCUGUAUAGGGCUUAGACCAAAUCAUGAGUUUGUUGUGUUUGUCGUUUUCUUUGCUAGCUCAGCAGAUAGUUCGCUGUACAGGGCCAACUUCAAUAGUUACAAAUCAAGCUGAACAAAAUGUUACACAAGAAAUACAAAUGUUUUUAAUUCUCAGUGCUUCAAGAAAAAAGGGACUUAUUCAGAAAAAAAACGUUGUGAUUCUGUGAGGUUUCCUCUCAUUUAUGGAAAACCAGUUAAACAAGGGAGUAACAAAGUAAUAUUUUCAACUUGGUAAUCAGAUGAUUAGUAAAUAGGAGGAAAUUGCUUCCAUUGCAAAAGGGGGACUGCAGAAUUUAAGCCUAUUUGUACAGGCAACUUUUCAAAAGCUUAUAUGGCAGACGGUUGAUUUGAAAUUGUAUUACAUCACUUCAAUACUUUUUUCUUUCUAACUAAGUGGUUUUCACAGCUUUCCUUGUCUACUUUGGAUAAAUGAUAACCCACAAAGAUUGGAAGUACAUGUAGUAUUGAAUUGUUGGGCCAAGAAUUGGUUUGAAGAUUGUGUCAAUUACUUCUUGUCAACUUAUAGAUCCUUUGCAUUCAGCCGCCAUCUUUGAGGUGUGAUUUAUGGUAAUUCAUUAACAAUGAAUGCAAGAGGUCUACCCAUGCGUAUCCCUGUUGAACAAAAGCACACACCUCCAACAUGGCUGCAAUGCAACAGGUCUAUUUCAGCCCCUCCCCCUAAAAAUGCGAGGGGAGAAUAGUGUCAUCAAUCAUAAAUUUGCUCCAUCAGAAAUUCAUUGCUAGAAAUAAAUUCAAUUGCUGUAGGUGGCUUGUCUGUAAAGUUAUAAAUGAUGUACGAUAUGAAUCUUAACUUACUUGGUCUGACACUGCCUAAGAGUCCAGUAAUACUUACUGUACAUUUCUAUGAAGUAAAUAAUUUAUUUUUAUGUAUAUAACAGUGUUAUUGUGAAGUUUCAGUACUUUGAAAUAGUAAAAAAUAA
This is a messenger RNA of Patiria miniata (bat star), 1729 nucleotides long. RefSeq names its product transmembrane protein 17-like. The transcript has 4 exons. Bases 53 to 655 code for a protein of 200 amino acids. Lineage: Eukaryota; Metazoa; Echinodermata; Asteroidea; Valvatida; Asterinidae. Gene Ontology annotation, cellular component: ciliary transition zone. The record is from RefSeq and is a predicted model, not a curated record. Gene Ontology annotation, biological process: non-motile cilium assembly.